AUGACUUCCGUAUCCUCCUCGAAGGUAAACCGCGGGCGCCGCAACUGCCUGGAGCAGGCGUGGAACUACUUGAACACAGCUUUUAGCGCCACGGCGGGUCUCAAGGUGCUCCUGUGCGAUGAUGCGACUCGUGAAAUCUUCUCUGUUGCCUAUUCUCAGCACCAGCUGCUGCAGCAUAACGUAGUGCUGGUUGAUAUGCUGGCGAACCAGGAGCGCUAUCCCAUGAAACACUUCUCCUGUGUGAUUGUGUGCCGCCCCUCGGCAGCAUCGCUGGCAGCUGUGUAUCAGGAGCUGGCGGAGGGCAACUUCGCUUCCUAUGACAUCUACUUUACCUACAUGCUAGACUCCACGCUGGUGCAGUCUUUGGCGAACGCAGAUGUGCUUAAUCUAGUGUCGCACGUUGGGGAGCUGUACAUCGACUCCAUUCCCGUGACGGAGUGGGUGUGUCUGAUGCAGCUGAAGCCCUCGCUGCUGUCCAAAGGCCCAAGCCCGUUCAUGAACCCCAUCACGUACAGUCAGUGGGACCCCAAGUCGCUCGAGCGCAUGUCGGAGGGCAUCAUCAGCAUGCUGCUGUCGACGAAUCGCCGGGCCGUCAUUCGGUACCGCGAGGGCAGCAAGGUUUCCGAGAAGCUCGCGGUUGAGGUGGCUGCUCGCAUGAAGAAUGUUCACGCCACAUUCCCUGACCUCAAGGCCACCGAGAGUGUGCUGGUGAUCUUGGACCGCAAGGAUGACCCCAUCACCCCACUGUUGAUGCCCUGGACCUACGAGGCAAUGAUUCAUGAGCUGAUCGGCUUCCAGCGCGGCAACGAAGUCGUCAUUGACGACCCAGAUGCGAAGCCGGAGGAUCGCGUGCACGUCGUCACGCCGCAGACGGACGGCUUUUUUGGACAGCAUCGCUACGACGAUUGGGGCCAGGUCUGCGUGGCGGUGAGUGAAAUGGUGAAGGCGUACAAGGAGAUGAACAAGUUUGACCGCAACACCGUUUCCUUGGAUGAAAUCAAAAAUUUCAUGAACCGCUUCCCUGAGGCGCGCAAGCAGUCGGUGCAGGUGACCCGACAUUGCGCUAUCACGAGUGAGCUGGUCGCCGAGAUCAACGGCCGCAACCUUACGAGGCUCUCGGUACUCGAGCAAGACAUCAUCUCCAACAACAACGUCACGGAGCACAGCCGCCUCGUGCUGGAGGUGGUACAGGAUCCCAAGACGGACGUCGACGAUGCGCUGCGCAUUGUGAUGCUGUACCAUCUGCACUACGAGAGGGUGACCGGGAAUAUCAUCAUGCAGCUGAAGCAGGAGCUCAUGCAUCGUCAAUGCCCGCAGGAGAAGGUCCAGCUGAUCGACCGCCUUAUCGAGUAUGCUGGACAGGACCAGCGGUGCCAUGAGAUAUUCCGAUCUUCAACGGGGCACAUGCUCAAGACGGUUGCGAAGGCUGUUGGUCAGUUUGGCAAGGACGUGCAGAAUGUGCUCACGCAGCACGUACCACUCGUCAGGAAGAUCAUUAACCGUGUCUACAACGGUACACUAUCGGUGGAGAAGUAUCCGGUGCAGGUGGUGCCGGGGUGCCCUAUUCCCGCUGGCCAGGCGCCGUUUGUGCGCGCCAAAGACAUUAUCGUUGUGUACAUUGGCGGCUACACUUUUUCGGAGGCGAUGCUACUGGCACAGAUCAACGAAGGCAACGUGGACAACAACCAGGAGACGCUGCUGAACUUCAGCAAGCAGGUGUCGCGUAAGCUGGGCACCGACGGCGUCACGGGGCCAUCGACGGAGCCGUACACCGCCAAGAUUGAGGCGCACGUCUCCCUCAUCACGACAUCGAUGCUGAACAGCAAGGAUUUUAUACACUCACUGCCCUCCUAG
This is a messenger RNA of Leishmania mexicana MHOM/GT/2001/U1103, 1854 nucleotides long. RefSeq names its product vacuolar protein sorting-associated protein,putative. The record is from RefSeq and is a predicted model, not a curated record. Gene Ontology annotation, cellular component: Golgi membrane. NCBI's taxonomy places the organism in Eukaryota, Euglenozoa, Kinetoplastea, Trypanosomatida, Trypanosomatidae. Gene Ontology annotation, biological process: vesicle-mediated transport; intracellular protein transport. The coding region runs from base 1 to 1854 and encodes 617 amino acids. The transcript has a single exon.